Anthostomella pinea is the source of this 1737-nucleotide messenger RNA. NCBI's taxonomy places the organism in Eukaryota, Fungi, Ascomycota, Sordariomycetes, Xylariales, Xylariaceae. The record is from the annotation of a GenBank genome assembly.
AUGUCCAUGCUGGACGCGUACGACUACGUAUCCACGUCUAUAUAUGUCAUGUCCGUCGUUCUUGCGGCGGCUUCGAAGUACGACCCUGAGAGUAUCUUGAGACAGGACUCCUUCUUUUUCUCCGUCUUCGUCUUCUUCGCAGCGCCGGUCCAUCAACAACUGAUCACACUAAUCAUGAAAGACGCUGAGAUUGUCGGAGCGUCGCUGGCUGAGGUGCUCCCUCACACAGGGAAAUAUUGGUUUCAGCAGUCCCAUCUCCUCCGCCUGAACCUGAUUCUCCUCAUACCCCUAUUGUCGUCGUCGGUCUCGGGCUACGAUGGAUCCUUGAUGAAUGGCUUACAGUCUCUUGAGACAUGGCGUGAAUACUUUGGACACCCCGAAGGUGCGAUGCUUGGGCUCGUCAAUGCCGCCCAGUCGAUCGGUUCCGUCGCUUCGAUCCCCUUUAUCGGCAACCUAGCCGAUCGAUAUGGCCGAAAGCCUGUGCUGUUGGCCGGGAUCAUCAUGAUCAUUGUUGCAACAGUCAUCCAGGCCUCGUCGUUCAGCUUCGCCCAGUUUGUCGUCUCCCGUUUUCUCGUCGGGUUUGGUGGCAUGUUCGUGGUGCAGCCAAGCCCGAUGCUCAUCGCAGAGCUGGCGUAUCCCACACACCGAGGAAAAUACACAAGCGCUUUCUGGACCAUGUACUACCUUGGUGCUAUCCUUGCUUCGUGGACGACUUUCGGCACGCAGACAUAUACAAGUAAUUGGUCUUGGAGGAUCCCCUCUAUCAUCCAAGCCGCUCUCCCCUGUGUGCAGCUGGCAUUCAUCUGGGCCGUGCCGGAAAGCCCUCGAUGGUUGAUUGCCCACGGUAGAACCCCCGAAGCCGCGGCGAUACUUUCGAAAUAUCACUCCGGGCAGACAGCCCCCGAAGAGGGCUUCUCACCACUGGUCACCCGAGAGCUGUCGGAAAUAGUCCAUGCCAUAGAGCUCGAGAAUAUGAAAGAGUCGGUCGGCUGGAAGGCCCUGAUCUCUUCGCCUGGCAAUCGAAAGCGGACACUCAUCGCGGUGCUCAUUGGAGCCAUGGCGCAGUGGAAUGGGAUCGGUAUCGUCAGCUACUACCUGACCCUAGUACUGAACACGAUCGGGAUUACGGCAACCCACACCCAGACCCUCAUCAACGGCCUGCUCCAGGUGUUCAACUUCAUCGCUUCUGUAGCAGCGGCGUUCCUGGUGGACCGUCUGGGUCGGCGCACCCUUUUUCUCUGGAGCAGUGCCGGCAUGCUCGUAUCCUACGUCGUGUGGACAGCCUGUUCAGCGCUCGUGUCCGAAAACGGCAACAAUGCGGCGGGAAUUGUCGUGGUCGUGUGCCUCUUCAUCUACUACUUCCAUUAUGACAUCGCCUGGACUCCGCUCCUUUUCGGAUAUACGACCGAGAUCUUCCCCUACUCCCUCCGUUCCAAGGGUAUCGCGCUCGAACUGCUGUCUAUCUACAGUUCUCUGAUUGUGGCGGCCUUCUGCAAUCCUAUCGGCAUGGAGAAUCUGGGCUGGAAGUACUACAUAGUCUACUGUUGCCUCCUCGUUGUGUUCUUGUUCAUCGUCUUCUUCCUAUUUCCGGAGACCAAGGGACAUAGUUUGGAGGAAAUCGCGGCUCUCUUUGACGGGGAUGAUGCCAGGAUAUCGGACGACGCGAGGGACGAUAAAGGCGUGGUGCUCAAGGCCAGCGGUGUAGGCGGCACGGCCGACCACACCGAGAGCGCGUAA